Cydia pomonella (codling moth) is the source of this 3478-nucleotide messenger RNA. RefSeq names its product F-box/LRR-repeat protein 7 (gene Fbxl7). The transcript has 8 exons. Gene Ontology annotation, cellular component: SCF ubiquitin ligase complex. The record is from RefSeq and is a predicted model, not a curated record. NCBI's taxonomy places the organism in Eukaryota, Metazoa, Arthropoda, Insecta, Lepidoptera, Tortricidae. Gene Ontology annotation, molecular function: protein binding. Gene Ontology annotation, biological process: SCF-dependent proteasomal ubiquitin-dependent protein catabolic process. Bases 858 to 2123 code for a protein of 421 amino acids.
AUGUAUUUGUAUGUUUAUUAGUUAUAAAAGUCUUAAUAAGGAGUUGAUAGAGGUAGGUAAUAAAAGCAAAUUGCCUUUUUUCAGCAACUUUUUUUUGCUAUCUACCUAGAAGAGGUUGAGGGAGAGCUUGCUUGGUUGGUUGGAGAAGUUGUUUUAGCUACCUCUACUACUUCCUUAAUACGUGUAAUACUCUAGUAUUAAGAGUACUAAACUAAGCAAAUCAUCGUAGUAACAACGACAGUAAAAUAUAAAUUAUUACUUCAUUCGUUACAUCCCAAAUUUUUAGGUUGACUUGCUGGAGCUGAAUAAUAAAUAAGUAUUUUUCAGCUCCAGCAAGUCAACCUAAAAAUAAAGACCAAAUCGAGCUACAACGCCACACAACUGCCGCUACUUGCCCCGUGGACAUCGACAAAAACCGUGCAGCAUGCCUUUGUGUGUGUGCGUGCAUACCAACGCACACAAACAGCCGCGCCGCAUACCGAGGCGCGCGGGCGCACCGAUCGCUUCGUUUUGCAUCGAAGCCUCAGUUCUAAAGCUACUUUUAGGGUCAUCAAACGCUUUAUAGAUUUAAAACACGUCAAAACUUUAUUCAACUAACAACCCUAUUUCUAUUUACAAAAACAGAACAGUGCGUGUAAGUGAGGUAUGAAGUGGGAAAGUUUGGGUUGAAACAAUUUCAACGUGUUAAGUUUAAAAUUAAGGUUGUGUUAAGUUUGUGGUUAAGUGAAAAGUGCUGGAUAACUAGGUGUGGUGACAUCAGUGCUAUGGCAGGGUUCGUGAGGGGUUGAAAGAUGUGGAAAAACACUUUCUACGUGAAAUCUGUAAGAAAAAAGGAGACCAGCGAAUAGGGUCUCACGAUGUCCAGCUGUUCCGGGCCCGGCGUGUGCGGCGGCGCACGCCGGCGGCCCCCGCCGCCUCCCGAGCCAGCUCUGUCGCUCGCCGCCGAUCUGAGUGAACUGAGCUUGGACCAGGGCUAUCACACGUUAGCUGACUGUGGACCGCCAAGAAGAAGAAGGGAUAACACCCUUAGUGAUGCUAUUUGGUUGAAGAUACUGUCGCAUUUAGAGGUUUCAGACCUCUGCCGCAUGUCACGCGUGUGUCGACGCUGGGCGCGACUGAUCUCGCGUCUCACCGCCAGGCCCGAGGUUUGGAAGAAGAUCAGAGCGGCCGGUCCAUUGGAGGUGGCGGCUCGCUGUGCCGGGGCGAGGGCGGGGCCUUGCGUCAAUGGAGUCAGGGAGUGGCGGGCGAAGAAUUCUGUGGUGACAGCAGCAGGCGCACAGAUCCUGGCCGCUACAUUCAGAAAUCUAACGCACUUAGCGGUCACAGGCUCAAGUAGUAUGGAUGCGCGCGCACUGGCGCCGCUCAUCACCGACCUGGUGGACUUGAGGCAUAUCGACCUUACCGGUUGCCCAUCCGUGGACUGGCCGGAGUGGGCAUGGCUGGAGGGCCGGCUAGCGACCCGUCGGCCACCGGUGGAAUACAUAGACCUCACGGACUGUGGAGCUGUCACCGAUGCUGGCCUGUGUGCGUUAUUGCACACGUGUCCUUCCCUGCAAUACCUCUAUCUUCGAAGAUGCACUCUAGUUACAGAUGGAGGUGUCCGGUGGAUCCCUUCGUACUGUGCGCUCAAAGAGCUCAGCGUGUCCGACUGUACGGGCGUCACGGACUUCGGUCUCUACGAGCUGGCGAAACUCGGCCCGGCACUGCGCUACCUUUCCGUGGCUAAGUGUACUCAGGUAUCAGACUCCGGAGUACGAACACUAGCCCGCCGAUGCUAUAAGCUGCGGUACUUGAACGCGCGCGGCUGCGGCGCGCUGGGAGAUGAUGGCGUGGAGGCUGUGGCUAGAGGAUGCUCCAGGCUAAGGGCCUUGGAUCUCGGGGCCACUGACGUGUCAGAGGCUGGUUUACAGAUCCUCGCCCGAUGCUGUCCCAACCUGAAGAAGCUGGCUCUCCGCGGCUGCGAGCUGAUCGGAGACGACGGACUCGAGGCAGUAGCGUACUACUGCCGAGGUCUGACGCAGCUCAACAUCCAAGACACGCCGGUCACGCUGAGGGGGUACCGGGCAGUGAAGAAAUACUGCAAGCGAUGCGUCAUCGAACAUACUAAUCCUGGAUUCUGUUGACGCUAGAACCUAUUGUAUCGAAAACCUGGUUUAAACUAAGACUAUUGACACCCCUGGAUGAAACACCCCUGGAAUAGCAGGCGUCCAUAGGCUACGGUGAUCGCUUACCAUUAGGCGGGUGGUAUGUUUGUUUGCCACAUAGCAUAAAAAAGAAAUGAAAACAAAACACAUCCAGGACACACCAGUUACGCUUAAGGGAAGAAAAAACUGCAGCGUACUACACACAACUGCCGUCACAUUGUGAAUAUUUUAUUUAUUUAGUAGUUGUCGUAAUAACAAAUGAUCUUGAUAUUUCAUGACAAGUGGCGGAACUGGGCCUGUCAGAACAUGAUCCUAUUCCUGGAUUUAUCAUUAACGAACUGUCCAGUCUCAAAGGGAAAUCGAGAUGUGCGUUGUAUCUGAAAACAGAUUCCAGUGGAUUCGUGGAAAACCAAUUUCCUUGCCUUGACAGUGGCAGCUUACACGUUUACUAAAGGUUGAAAAUGGUUUCAUCUUUUAGCAAUCGAUUAUGUGUUGGUAGACAACAAACACACUGGGAUAUAUAUUCAUAGUUCGGCUAUAUAAACACAGUUUAUUUGGCAAAAAAGUUUAUCCAUACUUGAUUUGCCUAAUUUUAGAAGCUGUACUCCAAAUUUGAAUGAUUAGGGUAUUUGACUGUAUUUAAAACAAAUUAUUUCACACCAUGCAUGAAAUAACCCACAACCUUAAUAGAGAAACAUAGACAGCAGUUAUUUUUAGAACUUGAACGUGACGUCAUUUGCUAGUGUUUCAUAUAAAUUCCAUAGUAGCAAAUCUAUGACCAGUAGUCAAAUACCCUAUUGGAAUUUUCUAAGGGGCUCAGCGUAGGCAGCAAAUUAAAUGUAAAAAUAGAAUCCACCCGAAUCUCUGAAUUAUGUAAUAAAGAGUUUAAAAGGGAGUAUUUUUGAUAAACGAGUUAUUAAAUUUUUUAUCAAAAUUUGAAAAGUUUGUCGUAGAGAUUACAACGCAGUGUUUGUGUACAUUAAUUAAAAUAUUUUGAAUAAUAGUGGAUGUAGCGUUUUCGUUGCUACAUCUGGUAUGUCAACCUGUAACGAUGUAAAUUGAACACAAUGAUUAAAAUAACUGUUGUUAGGAUUCCGUACCCAAUGGGACUCUGUUACUAAGACUCCGCUGUCCGCCCAUCUGUCCGUCUGUCACCAAGCUGUAUCUUAUGAACCGUGAUAGUUAGAGAGUUGAAAUUUUCACAGUUGAUGUAUUUCUGUUGCCGCUAUAACCACAAUAAUAAAGUACGGAACCCUCGGUGGGCGAGUCCGACUCGCACUUGUCCGAUUUUUUAUUAUUAUAUUGCACUUAACGCGCAUCCCUCGUGAAAUAAA